GUAGAAACGCACUUGUUCAGUGAUUAGGUAAAGAAAGGCUCAUCAGAUUGCUAAUUGGAAGAAGUUUUUAAUCCCUGACUCAGAUGUAGCUGUGCACAUGCAGUUACAUUAUUGUGUUACAGUUCUCAGUUCCGCUGUGGAAGGAGGUGGUACAUGGAGGAAUACUCUGUUUCUGGGUGCAGUUUUGGCUUGCUUAGUCCGUGCCUGGGGGACAGAUGGUACCUGUGCUCAUAGCUCUGCCAGGUUAGGGCUGCAAACACAGUUGCCCCAUACCAACAUCUGUACUGACUGAGCUCUUCUGCAGGUACCGAGCUUUGUUUUCAUGUCAGUACUGUAGACUUCCAGAACUGAGUUAAUCUGGAGGGAUUUAAAUCAGGUGAUGACUUGGUAGAUUCACAGGAUUCUUGCUUUAAAUAAAAAAAAAAAAAAUUGCACAAGGUUAAGAAAAAUAAAUUCAGGCUUGGGUUCAGUUUUUGUGUUCAACAUUGACCUGAUGAGUGGGAAGUUGUUCAGUUGGUGGUGUUCGGUUACUGGUUAUGACACUGAUGUCCUUAGGGUCCACUAAAGAAAAAUAAUGCAACCUGUUUGUGGAAUACAUGCUUUGUUUGUUGAAUAUCUCCCUGUCUACCAGUCCUGGGAGUUGUUCUACCUCUUGGCUGCCUUUCCCGUGAGGCCUGAAGCUGGUGUGGGAAGGAGGAGGCUGAGUACAGUACUAUGGCCCACAGAGGGGCAGCACAAGGUGAAGCUUUCUUUCCUUGAUGAAUGACAGUCACAAGGAGCAGGACUGAAUGUAUGUACAUCUUUUGGUAGUACAGGUAUUUCUAAUCUUACAGUGUCUUCUGAAAGUUUUAAGCUAAACUAGUUUGGGUUUUUUUGUGUGCUGAUACUUUGAUGGAUAGAAGGGCUGACCAGUGAGAUAGUUUUAAGUGUCAAUCCUGUAAAAUGUGGGAAUUUUGAAGAGAGGUGUCCUAUUUCCUUGCACCUGUACAAUUGGACAGCUGUAUACUGAUAUAUGUAGCAUCUAUGUACCUGUACACAUUACAUUAUAGAUUCCAUACUGUUUCUCUUUUUAAGCAAAACUUGUCUUGCUACUGUUUGCUCACUGUUCUCAAAUCUUCUCUUCUUAUAUAUAUUCACCUUGUAUAUGAUGUUACAGUUAACACUGAAAGAAUUUUCCAAAAUUACAAAUUUCCAAUUUCCAAAAUUAAAUUAAAAGGCAUUAUGCUGACUAAUAAUAUGUGUCCUGACCUCUAGUGGAGAGAAAUCCAUAACAAAUUUCUAAAUAAAUGCUAUUCUUCCGUGUUUAAAAUGAAGCUAUGAAAAUUAGUUUGCUUAUGCCUUGAUAGUGAAUAUUUACCUAAAUUUUAACUGAUUGUUAUAUUUAGACAUUAGAGUACAAAAUGCCAAUAAAUGAAAAUACUGCUUUGUAUUUUCAUUACUAUACUGUAGUAGUCUGCAAAAGAAUGCAAACAGGAAGUGAACAAACCACAUUCCUGAUUACUUUUUCAGGUAAUCUGGAUGUGUUCAAUUACAGUUUCAAAAUUUCUAGCCCUUAAUGCCAAGUUUUGUUGCCAUCAUAGCUGUGGUGUGGGUGGAAAAGCCCAACCAGAAAUGAGCAGAUCUAACUAAGCUACUUUGCAUGUUGUCAAUUGACUAUAAAUUGCAGUAGUCAUUGACUCAGUGGAACAAGCUACAUAAUUCAGGUAAGAGACUUGCAUGUUGCUGUAUCUAGCCACAGAUCUUCACUUAAUAUCAAUGUUCUUGUAAAUCACUUCUACCAGCCAUUUACUAACAGUGUUUUCAUAGCUUUUUAAUGAAUCCUGUUUAAUUUAUAACCUAUUUAAUAAGAUGUAAGAAAAAUGGAAUAAUAACUUCUUUUUUUUUUUUUUAAAUAUCAUUCAGACAUUUUCAGGUAUUCAUCACCCUUACGAGAGCACAUCUUGUUUCCCUGGAUUUUACUUUCAUCUGAAGAUUGGUGAGUCUCUAGUCUAACAGGAAAAUGUUCCUAACACUUGCAUUUUGCGCUUUGUGCAGGUGUUGAGGCAGCAGGUAACUGUUUUAUGUAACACUGUUACACGGCAGAGAUGUCAGUACUAAGCAACAAAUACUGCAAGUAUCUCUUCUUGAGGGGUUGUGCUGGUUUUGGUUUCUUGCUCUGGAGUGAUGUGCUGUAAUUUUUUUUUUUUUUGCUAUGUAGCAGACUUUGCUUCCUCAGUGUUUUUAAGUUGUUAGCGGUAGAAAGUUUUUAGGCAAUAACCCAACCUGUGUAAGUAGAAAAGGGAAAGUUGGCUGUCUACUAUUUUAUGAAGAGUGUAUAUUCACCUCUGAAUUUUUUGCAUGCAUAUUAAUGUGAAAUGGAUGUGUGUUCAUGCUUUUAGCCUACCUACAGAGGUACCUGUUUAAGAUGCAUGUGACUCCCACUCAUGCCUAGCAGCUAUAAAUGAAUUCUUCACUCACAGGAUUUCUGUUGUGAAAUCUGUGUGCGUUAGAAAAAGAGACAACUCUGCAUACAGAGGCAUUUUCAUAGAAUAUGUUGUGGGAAUAGGUCCAUAUGAAGUAAAAAUUCUCAGUAUAAAUAUGGCAGGUAUGAAGUCAUUAGAAAACAUUACAUUAUCCCCCUAUCCUUGUGAAGGAUUAAGGGAAUCCCUUUUAUGUUGUGGAACUGUGAUUGGAACGUUUGAAGCUCUGCCAGAUUUCUGUGAGUAUGGAAUCCAGAAGUUUCUAGUAACCUAGUUUAAUGUUCAGGUGUGGUUUCCAUUUUAGGGGAUUUAAUAGAACCUAAGUGCUUUAGACAGCAAUGUAUGGAUGUACAAGUGGAUGGUGAGUAAGAGCAUUUUUGGAUCCAUUCUGUGUAAGCAAGUAUUGCUUGCAUUCUGUGAGGAUGGCUCACAGAGAUUCUUUAAAAAUUAACUGGUUAUUUCAAAUGUAUUUUAAGUAGCUAUUAAGUAACAGUCAUUACAUUCUCAGCACUUAGGCUGAUCUUUAGCUGUUUGAAUAACAAUAUUGGGAAGGCACUAUAAUGGAGCUUCUUAUAAACCACUGCAAGAUUAUCUUUGUAAUAAACAUAUCAGAGUGAUUUGAGUAGUUACACCUGCUGUAAUGCUGCUCUGAAAAGAGGGUGUGAGGGUCGGCCAGUCUGAUUUACAGGUUUCUAGCAGGGCCCCAACAACUGUGUGCCAUCCCUUCUUUGUAUUACUAGGAUAUGCAUUUUUCCUUUAAUAAAUUGUUUAUUUCUUAACCCUCCAGCAGUAGGAUUGUUUUUAGUAUUUCAUGUCUGUGUUUAAUCUGCAGGUGAGCACAGAAGGAGCAUGAGGACCCAAGGAGAUGUUGUCAGAUUUAGUAGAAAUUCUCUCGUCUUUCUAAAUUCUCUAAACUUCUUGUAAAUCUUUGUAUGAGUGGAUGUAAUACCUGACAGACAUGGAAUUAAGACUGAGAUCCAUUCUCUGCACAAAUUUUCCAUCUUAUUAGGAUGAUAUAUUGAAUGAGGCAUCAAGUGAAUAGAGAGAAAACUAAUUUGUCUUUGGAGGCUCUUUGGCUAAAUGCAGAACCUGAUGGAUGGCAAAAGCUACUGUAACCUCAUCUGUGCUGAGGCUCAGCACAUCCAGCUGGCAAGGCCUUUCUGUGCAGACCCACUGGUCACGUUUCACGUGUACCCAGAAACACCAAACCAGGUCCCUUUGUCUGAAGAUUUGUCAUUCCUUCCUUUCAUGUCAGAGCAUCUCAUCACGGAGACCUUCUGCAGUGAGCCCUGCCCCUUUCCCUACCAAAUGCCCCAUUCCAGUCUCCACAGAAGUGAGUACUCCUAUGGGUCAGCUUUCAUCAGGAGGAGGAAUGAGAGGGAAAGGCAGCGUGUUAAGUGUGUCAAUGAAGGCUACGCCAGGCUGAGGCACCACCUGCCGAAGGAAUACUUGGAGAAGCGGCUCAGCAAAGUGGAGACCCUCCGUGCUGCUAUAAAGUACAUUAGGUACCUCCAGUCUGUGCUGUGCACUGAAUCUGUGGUGGCAGGAAAAGGUGUCAUGGAGCCAAACCAAGCACCUAAAGCCACUCACAAACAAGCGCAGUUUUUGAAGACGAUCUAAAGCGUUCCAAGGCAAGCCAAAGGCAUCCUGUCUGGGAAUGUAGUAGCCACUAUGUUAAUGACGUGCUUGUUCCUGGCACUUCCUAGGAGCAGAUCGUGGCCCACGUCAGUGUCAGCCCACACAAGAGCUUUAAUGUUGCAGAUAGUAACUACACUUAGAUAUGAGAAAGGCAGCUGGGAAAAUCUCAGCCGAAUGACCUAUGUUAAUUCAUGAAAAUCAGAAUGCAUUUUAAAUUUGUCACCAAGCUAAAAAUGUAACACCUAUAUGUGUGAAGUAACUAUGUAUCAUCACAACCUGCAUGCUUUAAAAUAAAAUCUUUCUACUUAUGGGACUGAAA
This is a messenger RNA of Corvus hawaiiensis (hawaiian crow), 4416 nucleotides long. It is a transcript of the gene ASCL3, whose product is annotated as achaete-scute family bHLH transcription factor 3. The transcript is spliced from 2 exons. Gene Ontology annotation, molecular function: protein dimerization activity; RNA polymerase II transcription regulatory region sequence-specific DNA binding; DNA-binding transcription factor activity, RNA polymerase II-specific. The record is from RefSeq and is a predicted model, not a curated record. NCBI's taxonomy places the organism in Eukaryota, Metazoa, Chordata, Aves, Passeriformes, Corvidae. Bases 3540 to 4079 code for a protein of 179 amino acids. Gene Ontology annotation, biological process: developmental process; regulation of transcription by RNA polymerase II.